Messenger RNA from Pseudomassariella vexata, 774 nucleotides. RefSeq names its product class II aldolase/adducin N-terminal. Gene Ontology annotation, molecular function: methylthioribulose 1-phosphate dehydratase activity; metal ion binding. Bases 1 to 774 code for a protein of 257 amino acids. The record is from RefSeq and is a predicted model, not a curated record. Gene Ontology annotation, cellular component: cytoplasm. The transcript has 3 exons. Lineage: Eukaryota; Fungi; Ascomycota; Sordariomycetes; Amphisphaeriales; Pseudomassariaceae.
AUGACGAAUCCGGAGAGCGCCCAGCAGCCGACUACCGACAACGACCAACUUGUUACAUCAGAGGAUCAGAACCACCCAGCCAACCUCAUUCCGUCGCUAUGCGCCAAGUUUUGGACUCUGGGUUGGGUGACAGGAACUGGUGGAGGCUGCUCCAUUCGUGACGAUGAUCUGGUCUACAUCGCCCCAUCAGGAGUCCAAAAGGAGCUCAUGAAAGCCUCUGACCUCUACGUCCUCGCUCUAUCCAAGCAGACAGACCUGAAGAACCGUGUCUACCUGCGCGCGCCGCCCUGUGGCAAGCCAUCGCAGUGCACUCCACUGUUUCUGGCAGCAUUCACGAAGCGGGGGGCGGGCUGCUGCAUCCACACGCACUCGCACUGGGCCGUGUUGGUCACGCUGAUCCUGGAGACGCGGGGCCCUGGAUCUGACAAAAUGUUUGAAAUCAACAACAUCGAGCAGAUUAAAGGGUUCGGCCGAGGUUUCCGGAAGCAAGGAAACUUGGACUUCCAUGACACGUUACGCAUUCCCGUCAUCGAGAAUACGUCUCACGAGGAGGACCUCACUGAGUUUCUGGAAGAAGCCAUGGAUAAGUAUCCGGAUACCUAUGCUGUGUUGGUUCGCAGACAUGGUGUAUAUGUUUGGGGUGACAACGUGCACAAAGCUAAGACAACAUGCGAAAGCCUCGACUAUCUGUUCCAGUUAGCAGUUGAGAUGAAGCAACUCGGCAUCCCGUGGUUGAGUGAUAUCCCCAAGGUUAAGACGGCAUCAGGGAGGUAG